Molecule: messenger RNA, 1080 nt
Organism: Exophiala bonariae
Lineage: Eukaryota; Fungi; Ascomycota; Eurotiomycetes; Chaetothyriales; Herpotrichiellaceae
Exons: 4
Coding region: 1-1080 (359 amino acids)
Source: RefSeq, a predicted model, not a curated record
AUGGACAACUCUAUCCUUCCUAAACUGGCGGUGCCGGGAGUUGUUCUACUUAUUGCAAUAUUGUCCUAUUCUUCUCAAUAUCUUUUCUAUGCCAUCGAGCCAGGCCCACUGGACUCUCGUCAAGCCAAGAUCUUCAAUCUGCUCGUUAUUGGCAUCUGGAUCACUUAUGCUCGUGCUUGCACAACCGACCCAGGUUCAAUCCCGAAAGGAUGGUCUCCUCAGAGUAUCACCGACAAUCCUGUCCCCUCGGAUGGAAGAGGUCAAACAAGACAGCGGUAUUGCCGUAAAUGUCCCAUCAUUGCAAGGUCUGCAAGAGAUGUAUCCCCAAAAUGGACCAUCACUGCCCUUGGACCUACAAUUGUGUAUCGCAUUACACUUUCCCCCAUUUCAUGCGCUUUCUAUGUCUGGGGUCUUGGAGGAGGUGUGACAACGAUCGAAAGCUGGGAGAUUGAACGCCAUGAACAGCUUCUUCGUCGAGCCCGUGUUCUCGGUGGUUACCUCGACGGACCAGAUCGUAUUCGUGUCAAGAUUGUGAGGCAAGAGUUUCCUUACGACAUCGGUAUUUGGAGCAAUAUCGCGCAGGGGAUGGGCUCUUCCAAUCCUCUUGCAUGGUUUUGGCCAUUCUCCCAAACUCCCAAGACAGAUGGUCUGUUAUUUGAAGAAAAUGGCUUCGAGGAUCCUGGUCUCACCUGGCCUCCCCCUGAUCCUGACAGAAUGCCUCGAGCCAGCCGAGGUUCGGAUGUUCUCGAAGACCCUUUCAACCACCACCAAGGCUUCUCCCCAGCCGAGGAGAUUCUGGCUUUCAAAAAGCGCCAGCAAGCGGAUUUCGAAUCUCGAGCCGAUUAUUAUGGUGUCAAGAGACGGCGCCCAUUCCACGAGCGCUUCGAACAGAGCACUGUAGAUGCUACAGAAGAUAUGUCUCGAGAAAUGCACGACGGCGAAAGCAGCGGUGAAGAAGGCUGGCAAGACACAGGUGGAAAUCGACUCAAGGACUUCGGUGUGGACGAAGAUGUCGAGUUUUAUGACGAGGAUGAUAUCCCAAUUUCUGAGUUGUUGAGAAGACGGAAAGCAAAGCCUUGA